AUGAGUUCCUUGGGGAUUGAAAAGCUCAACCAGGGGCUUUCGCGGAUUGUCAGCGUCCGGCCGAGACGGGAGGUUCGCCGGCAAUACCUCGAGCGCCGUUCGCGCGGCUGUGUUUUUCGCAUCGGCACCCUUCACAACCGGCGGCUGAGCGAGGAGGUGCUGCGGCGAAAUCGGCGGGGCUUCACCAACGCGCAGUUGAACACCGUCGCGUUUGCGCCCUCGCUUUAUCAUUGGUUAUUCCACCGCGGCGGGGUCCCGUUCGCGGAAUCCCAGCGCCUGGUGGAGCAGGGCCGACUCAAGGUCGACGGCGUCCUCGUGACCCGGCCUCGGGACUUGGAAAGCCAGUUCGAGUGGUCCACUUUUCAGCGAAUGGAUAUUCAGCUCCGGCCCUUCGGCGGCUCCCCUGAGGCGGCCUGGGUGCCCGCGCUCAAACGCGCCCGCCACCGUCAUUAUCAGUUUUUAUAUCUCGACCGAAGCCUUUCCAUCUCCUCGGAGGAGACCAACCCGCGCAGUUUUGUCCAUCGCGUCGUGCAAAAAUCAACCGCGGGAAUCAGCCCCGAGGCCGCCUUUGGGUUGAACGUCCUGCGCCCAAUUGGGUUUUUGGACGGAAUGAACGGGCUUGGGCUCAUCACGAACGACGUGGCCAUGAUUCGGUACUGGAAUAACGAGUUUUUGGGGAAUUACGGGGUUUACGACCUUCGCUUCCCGCGCGGGGCCCCGGCCGAGGUCAUUCGCAACGCCGCGGAGGAUAUCUCGCGGACUUUGCAAGACGGCAUCGCCGCCCAUCUCACGUCGCUUUCGGCGACCCCACCCAUCCCGUGCGUGUGCGCGGUGAGGGCGUCCCCACCUCAGGCGCAGGAUUUGGUGUCGGCGAUGUACCCCACCAGUGCCUUUAUUUCGGAGCGAAUUCUUGUCAGCACUCCGCUUUUUCCUUAUCGAUUGGUGAGGCGACUUCAGCGCGCGCGGUGUGCGAUAUCGCUCGUUCGCUCCGGGCCUUUCGUCCUCACGCCAGGGUUGGUCCAAUCGCGAUCCCCUCGUCCGCUCUCACCGGUCGAGCUUGGGAUUUUGUUUACCUUCGAGAAGCGGCUGAAAGUUAAUCGGAUGGUUUUAAGUUUGAGCCAGUUCGAUCCCGAGGAUUGA
Phytomonas sp. Hart1 is the source of this 1140-nucleotide messenger RNA. Lineage: Eukaryota; Euglenozoa; Kinetoplastea; Trypanosomatida; Trypanosomatidae. The record is from the annotation of a GenBank genome assembly.